Molecule: messenger RNA, 7197 nt
Organism: Polyodon spathula (Mississippi paddlefish)
Lineage: Eukaryota; Metazoa; Chordata; Actinopteri; Acipenseriformes; Polyodontidae
Product: E3 ubiquitin-protein ligase NEURL1-like
Exons: 6
Coding region: 471-2120 (549 amino acids)
Biological process (GO): negative regulation of Notch signaling pathway; nervous system development
Cellular component (GO): postsynaptic density; plasma membrane
Molecular function (GO): ubiquitin protein ligase activity
Source: RefSeq, a predicted model, not a curated record
UGUUGCACCAGACGCAACCCAGAUCCUUUCAUGAAUAUCGCGCGGUUAGUAGGCUAAUGGACUGGGUCAUGAGAAAACUAACUUUGCAUUAAGAUAACAAACUGUAUUAAAAUGACUUCUGUGAAACCUGAUAGUAGGUUUGUUUAAUCUUGCCCUACACCCACGGGCCACUGUGACUGGGAUUCUUAAACUGCGUGGUGGCACUGACGGUGUUACAGAGCUGCAUUUAGCUCCACCUUUAUUCUAUGUCGGUGGUGUCUCGCAGCGUCUGGCUGUGAAGGCGGAGAGUGAAUACAGAGUAAACGGCUGCUGUCAGACUCACUGUGUGUGUGUGUGUAUUUGUGGGUUUUUAGAAAGAACCGAAAGCCGAGAACGUGCGAUACUAUAAUGUUGCCCGUGCACAAAGCUGCUCAAUAGCAAAUUGAGAAAAACAGUGGACAGGAAAGGCAAUCACCUUGAACUGCUGUGCCAUGGGAGGGCAAAUAACCCGAAAUACCUUGUACGAUUCCCUUGGUGGGUCAUUCCCAGCCACCUCGCACCGAUGUCAUCACAAGCCCAAGCGCUGCCCACCGGUCCAGCAGCGCGGGGGGUUCCCUGUCAGCCCUCUGCUCUUCCACCCCAACGCCAAGGGCUCGCAGAUCACCAUGGACCUGUCCCUGAAGACUGUCAAGAGGCAGGCAAGCUUCUGUAAUGCCAUCACCUUCAGCAACCGGCCCGUGGUGCUUUAUGAGCAGGUCAGACUCAAGAUCACCAAGAAGCAAUGCUGCUGGAGCGGGGCUUUGCGACUGGGAUUCACUGCCAAGGACCCAUCUCGGAUUAACCCGGGCACUCUUCCUAAGUACGCCUGCCCAGACCUGGUGUCCCAGAGUGGCUUCUGGGCCAAGGCCCUGCCUGAGGAGUUUGCCAACGAGGGCAAUGUCAUUGCCUUCUGGGUGGACAAGAAGGGCCGGGUUUUCUACCGGGUCAACGACUCCAGUCCCAUGCUCUUCUUCAGCGGAGUCCGGACCACCGAUCCACUCUGGGCGCUAAUAGAUGUAUAUGGGCUGACUCGAGGGGUGCAGCUGCUUGACAGUGAGAUUGUGCCCCCUGACUGCCUGCGCCCCAGGUCCUUUACUGCUGUACGGAGACCCUCGCUGCGCAGAGAGACAGACGAUGCUCGUCUCUCGGUCAGCCUGUGUGACCUCAACCUGCAAGAGGAAAACCUCCAUCUCAUCUCAGCUGCGUGUCCCAUUCCACAGAACUCUCUGAACUCCCAGCAGUCACACCUACUGCCCUCCCACCUGGACAGUGACCUGCACUUCCACCAGCUGAGGGGGGCGCACAUCAAGACGCUGGACGAGCAGACGGUGGGCCGUUCCGAGCACGCACGCGAGGAGAGGACUUUGGUGUUCACUAACCGGCCCCUCCGAAUCGGGGAGACAAUUUUCAUCAAAAUCAACAAGUCCAACACGGGCCGUUCGGGCUCCCUGUCUUAUGGAGUGACCUCCUGUGAUCCCAGCGUGCUGCGGCCCAGCGACCUGCCCUACAAUCCGGAGUCUCUGGUGGACCGCAAGGAAUUCUGGGCAGUGUGCAGGGUGCCCACUCCCCUCCAGAGUGGGGACAUCCUGGGCUUUUUGGUCAACCAGGAAGGUGAACUUCUUUUAAGCCACAACGGAAUGAAUGCUGGGAUGCAGGUCUGUGUAGAUAACUCCCGCCCACUAUGGAUGUUCUUUGGGCUGCAUGGGGCAUUGGCACAGCUAAGAAUUUUGGGCUCCACCCAUCUGCCAGAACCCCGUGGACUCACAGCUCCGAACUCCCCCGUCUCUACCCCCAACACUCCCACAGUCCUCUGCAAUGGGGGCUCUGACACCACACUCCACGCCAGCAGCUCUGCCGGGGAUACAACUCCGAAUUCUCCCGUCAGCUUACCGGAGUCCCCCACCUUCCCUGCAGCCUGUAGUUCUUGGAGUGACGAGUGUACCAUCUGCUAUGAGAACACGGUGGACACUGUGAUCUACGCAUGCGGGCACAUGUGUCUGUGCUACACCUGUGGCCUGAAACUGAAGAAAAUGACCAACGCAUGCUGCCCGAUAUGUAGAAGGACCAUCAAAGACAUAAUAAAAACCUACCGCAGCAUGUAGACACAGGGAUCCCAUCUUAACUGUGGAAUUGGGGAGCUCUUUUGUAAGGGAACAUUAAUGUGAUGCAGAGCAGCCCCACUCUGAAAAGGGAUUCGCUCUUGUUAAGAUUAUCUCUAGGUUCAAAAAGUCCAUGGUUUGAAGGUUUCUUUCACAAACUUAUUUUUCCAAUUGUUUUUUUACUAGCAGGGAGAACUGCCAUCCUAACAAUAGUUUGGUCACUGGGGCGCCCAGGUUGUUUAAAGAGACUGAAAAUAAAGAGACACAUGUUUGAAGGUUCAAAAGUUGCCUUUUGCAUUGGAGGCAGCUUGAUCCAAUGAAACUGAAGUUCAAGUGAAGGAGCAAAAGAAAAGCGACUUGUUAGUUAAACAGUCCCCUCCAUGGUUAGAGAAAUCACGUUGAGAAAAGCUGGUAGCCCAGUUGGGCUUCCCAUCAACUUGAAGCACUGCAACUUUAACACAACUGUUGUCUGUGUGCAGUCUGGGUGGCACACCAACCCAAGCAGAUAUAAAGCUGACCUGUGUGUUUGCAAUUGCAGAACAUGUAACACAAUUCAUGCUCAUGGGGUAAACUAGCCAUAAAGUCCUGCAGAUGUUUCAUUAACAUUUCAUCAACACAAAUACAAACGACUUAGGCAUCUUUCUAGUGCCACCCAUGUGUUGAAUGUGGCAACACUGUUUUUAUGAGGGUGGCAUUGCAUGUCACAAGACAGAGUUACAUUGGUAGAGGAAGUAGAGGUGUCAAACUUUAAAUGGAUAUUAGCAAGGCUGUGUAUGCAUAUAUAUUGCAUUUAACCCAUUCAAAAGACUGGACAAUAUAAUGAUUUGGCCCCAGACCCAGUAUUCUGUCCUAGAGGGUACAGAUAGUUGUGAUGCAGUGUAAGAGGUGAGUGAUGAAGCCCUGUGUGACAAACACAUAAAUAAGGGCAGAGUGAAGGAUUUAUUGAUCAGUUUCGUUAGGAAUGACUCGUGUCCUCUCUCUAGAACCGUUCAUAUACACCAGGUACCACAGGGUUCCACAUAUAUUGGACCAGUAAACAGAAUAUUUCAAAGAAAAUUAAAAGUUCUGGAUCACCUCAAUAAUCUAGAGGACUCCUUUCUGACUUGGGCACAUCCAAUAGAUUACUACGUAAGGAUCAGUACUGUGCAUAGACACAAUGGAGACGUUGAGCUGGCUUCAUGAGUGGAUGUUUAAAGCAAUUGAAACUGUUGUGCUUCUGCUCCACCACACAAGGAAUGGAAUUUUGUUUUAAUGUAUAAAGGUACAGAGAAAGGAAGAUGUGUUUUUAGUUUUUCACAGGGUACACACACAUCUAAAGGGUUUUGUAAAUACCUGAAGGUGCCCUUCAUUUCUGACCUAUGACCAAAUACCGAUAUGGUGGUCAUGUGACUUUUGUUUCUGUUUCGGACGAUUAAGACCAACUGUAUUGGGUGAUUUCCUGUCAUAUUGAUUAUAGGCAUCAUGCAAGGAAAAUGAACCCUUUUGUGGCUGUAUUUUACAAAGCUGCUGCCACCACACUGCCUGGGCCUUUACAUUGACCUCAGAUCCAAUAUGGGUGGUUCCCACAGGAGUGAGGCAGAACAUUUUGAGAUAUUGUUUUCAGUUUUAGUACAAAGCUGUAAUCUAGAGUUUGCUCAGUCAAGUUACAUUACUGGUGUUUAAAUUAAUGGUUUCAUUGCCACAUCAUUUCUCAUGUCUGGCCAUAUCAAUGAUACAGACCACAGGCUUUGCCUUCAUAUUUGGUGCAACAUUGUCUUUUAUGAUUAGUUUUGAAAGUGGUCAUUGUCCAUUACAACUCUAUUUGGUGGAACAUUUUGUUUCAGAGUUCAUAUUAAAUAUCUCAUACAAAUGUGGCAAUGACCUUGGGCUUGACCUCUGACCGCCCCCAGAGGAUAAUUCAAUUCAGGUCAGUAUUAUAUGAUUGAAUAUGGAAACUGUGAGUAAACAUCAGUAAUGUAAAAAUAAUAAUAAAAGAUUAACACAAGUAUUUAGCAAAAUCAAGUGAGACAGGAAGGUACAGAACUUUGCAUUGUUGUAAAAGGAAAUUCCAUGAAAGAACCUGUUGAAAAAAAUCCUGUGUUUCAUUCCCACAAACAAACCCAGUUUUGUUUUGCGCUAAUAAUUGGUUAAUGUACAGAUCUUAGCACCGCAGUUUCAAAAAAACAUUAGUAUUUGUGUAAAAAAAAAAAGAACGUGGCAUUCUAUAUUUUAGGGCAUCCGUAGCUAUCCAUAAGUGACGGCUUUGGCCUGUUGAAAAGCUUCACAGUCCCGAUUUCACUGUUAAAGUAUUGAUUUUCUGUCAACAGAGAACUCCUGUAGACAGAGCUGCAUUCAUUUUCAGUGUGUAUAUGUGGCGGCUGUUAAAAUAAUGAUUUGAAAUCAUCAUAGGGUUAGAAUUAUAACACAGUUUAAUAUUGGAGACUAAAUUAUUUAUUGUGAUUUUUUUUUUUAAUUCUAAAUCAGUUUUUGCUUUUAAGCAGCAGCAGCAAAUGUCAGUUCUGUAAACGUAUCUGUUUUCAUGUUUGAGUAUUGUUUGUAAAGGUUUAGUUAGACUAUUGUGUUAUAACAGUAUAUUACUGUAAAAAAUCUAAUCAUCUCAUACCUCCUUUUACAAAAUUGAAACUGUGCUUUUUUGCUUUGUGAUUGUAGAGGGGAGCUAUUUUUUUUUUUAUAUAAAUACAGUGCCUUUGGGCAGUUUCUUUUUAGCUUUGAUUGGUACAGGAAGUGUUCUAGAACAUUCUGUAAUCUACUGAAAAUGAUGUUGGAAACACUGGGACUCAUCAUUCCAUUUGCAGUCACUUCUGGUUAAAUAGAAAACAAGUUUCCGAUAUUUUUCUUUUAAGAUAAUCUUUUUCUGUUGUCUCCAGUGUAUAUUCCAGUCAACAUGAAUUAAAGGCUUCCCAUUGUCUGUAUUAGCAUUUUUUUUUAAUUAUUAGCUGCAAAGAAGCUUUACCUGUCACUUUCGUGCCCAAAGACACUGUAUGAAGACCUAUUUUUUAUAAUAAAGCGUUUGCGUUACAAAGGAAUAUUCCACACAGCAUUUCUGAGGCAGCCUAGGUACUGGUUACUGAAGCAAAGUAACCCAACUUUCCCCUCCCAAAAAAGGGCAGAGGGUUCCUUUGAGCAAUGCCACUGGAGCUGUGCAAUGUAAAUAACACUGAGAUCCCAUAGCAUUUACAUGCUUAGUGCAUAGUAACUACAGUAUGUCAGGUUCAGUUUCCUUCCUGGUGAGAAAUGGAUCAAAUUUGUAAUUGAUUCACUAACAUGCACAUUUUAUGAAAGUACACUAAGAAAUUACCAGGAAGCCACUGCAGUGAUGUACAAUGAAUACAGAAUACCGACUUGUAACAGCCUAUUCUUUGUUUCUGUUGUAUUUUAGCGUUUCUGAAACCGGUUCCAUUUAGAGAAGUGACAUUUAUAUUCAGCCUUUACAAAUGUUUUAUAGGACACAAAUGAAUAUUGUACUCUUGUACGAAAAGAUCCUGUCAUAUAUCAAAGUUGUUGUAAUGCCUUUUGAAAGCGUUGUGAGCUUGACAAUCUCCUCUGAGCACCUAACUAUCUAACAGUGUUGUGAUGGCCCGCACAGCGGUUUAUCUUGUGCUAAUUAUACACUCAACCACUAAUAAGGAACAGGGGGACCAAAAGAGGAUAAAGCCACCACUGAAGCUGGAGAUUCAGAUUUGUAUUGUUGUUUUAAAGAUUUUAAAUCAGGGGAAAUCAAGGCAUUCUUUUUCUCCAGUGUCUCUUAUAUUUCAAAAUACAGUUCAGGUGUGUUUUUAUUUAUUAUCAGUUUUCAUUGCUCUGUUUGUAGGUGUUCUGUUCGCUGUGUGAGUCAAAUGAUUGUGGGGCUGUCAAUAAAGUUUCAAACAUGUUUCAGAGAUGCUGGUGUUAUUUGACUUAUUUCAUUUGAUAUGAUUUUACAGUGAUGAAGAUGGCCAUUAUAGUUGGUUGGGUUAGCAAUUGCAAUGUUACAGACAGGAUAUGAAGGUGUCAUUUUAAUAUUGUUUGACAGCUACAAAGUCAAUGUCAAUGAUUCUUGGCAUUGAAGCAUUUAGCAGCCAAAGAAUAGGGUGUUCUGGACUUUAUGGGAAACAGGAAAAGGUACAGCAACGUUAAAAAAAAAAAAAAAAAAAAAGUUCAAGCCUCAAAGCGCCAUCUAGUGGGUGAAAAAGGUUUCCUCAAUAAGUCUAACACUCCCACAAUAUUAGUGACCUUGAAACCCCAAUGAGAAUGGAGUUGUUUUUAAAAGAAUCGUCCAGUGAAGCUCUUAUAAAACACAGUGAGCUCAUUCUUCCAGACUGACUCCCUACAAGAUUAAAGCCAUCACACUCUUUAGAAGCUUUCAAAUACAAAGGAGUCAACCUGAUAAAAAUGUAACCGUCAGCUAGUGAGUCUGAGAAACAGCGCUGCAGCUCAUCAAAGAAGGAAGCAAGGGGAAAUGGGGGUCUUGACUUUAAAUAGAAUGGAGGGACUUUAAUACAGGGUAAAUCUGUCUUUACUAAAUCUAAGCUGUUUAAAACAACAUUGAUUUAGGAGCUAAGCUUUAAACACUGUCCCCAAACGAGACAUGAAAACAUGAAAGCAGUACUGUAAGUUCUUCUCUAUAAAUUACAGCCUGACUGCUUGGCACAUCCUAUGCUCCAGCCUAAUGACCUGUCUGCCCCAAAACACAGCUGUCUAUGAUUACAGCACAAAAUGAACAACGUGAGAAAUAUGUGGGGUGAAUUUUCUUUCAAAAAGUUAUAGCAGAUUGUCACACUUGGGCUAUAUACACACAUGCUUUGGAUUAGGGAUCGGGUUCAGGGUUAGGGUUAAGGGUUAGGGUUUAGGGGUUAAGGGUUAGGGUUGGUAUAGAACACACCAAGGGGAACACAAGGACACAUUAUCACAUGGUUAAUAAAUUAGUAUUAACAUCACAGAAUAAUACAAUGUGAAUGAAUGAGCUGAAACAGCUUUAUACAGUAGAUGCUCAAAGUCAUAUGCACACACGGGCUUCAACUAGCUUGGGUGUGUAAUAUAUCCCAUAAUCAAAUUAAAACAAUUAUAUUCAAAUAAUAUUAAACUGGCACAUAGAGUAUAC